This is a messenger RNA of Ziziphus jujuba (common jujube), 2988 nucleotides long. Its product is annotated as long chain acyl-CoA synthetase 6, peroxisomal. Gene Ontology annotation, cellular component: membrane; endoplasmic reticulum. NCBI's taxonomy places the organism in Eukaryota, Viridiplantae, Streptophyta, Magnoliopsida, Rosales, Rhamnaceae. Gene Ontology annotation, biological process: fatty acid metabolic process. The coding region runs from base 520 to 2601 and encodes 693 amino acids. The record is from RefSeq and is a predicted model, not a curated record. Gene Ontology annotation, molecular function: long-chain fatty acid-CoA ligase activity. The transcript has 23 exons.
CGAAAAACCCGUGUAGCUAGGAAUUCGGUUCAAGAGCCGGUACACGGCGGCGGAUAUUUGUACAGAGUCAGCGUGUAUAUAAAGACGGAAAAACGGUCUUCUUAUACUGUAAGAAAAAAUGGAAAAAUGGCUACGAAAAUAUAUAUAUAUAUAUAUCAAAUAGUUUCCAUAUAUAUUCUCUUUCACACUUUUGCUUCCAAAUAUUUCCAAACAUAAAAAUCUAACAAAUUUAUAUUAUAUAUAUAUAUAUGUAAAACUGAAACUUAUCCCAUUCGUAAUCGUAUAUGCCAAUUCAUCCAUCAUAUCAUCAUCACCAUCAUCAUCUUCAGCUUUGUAAUGUGUGCCUCUUACUUUCUUUCUAAUCUAUUCCAUUUUCUGUCGUAUAUUCCUGAGAAACAAACACUCAUUCACAAAUUAAACCGUGAGAGAAGCUAGAUCACAGUGAAAGAAGGACGAAUACGAGGAGAGAGAGAGAGAGAGGAGAGAGUUUUUUUCUUUUGCUUCGAGCCUAUAGCUUCCAUGGAUUCCAAGGUAGCUCAGCGUCGCCUUAAAGUUAUUCACAGCCACUUCAUCACCGCCGAUGACUCUCCCUCACUUCUUGGACCUAAUCCUACUGCCGGCGAGUUCGUCUCUGAGCAAGGAUACAGUGUUGUGCUUCCUGAGAAACUACAGACAGGAAAGUGGAACGUGUACAGGUCUGCACGUUCUCCUUUGAAGCUUGUGAGUAGGUUUCCUGAUCAUCCCGAAAUUGCUACACUACAUGAUAAUUUUGUGCAUGCAGUUGAUACUUUCCGAGAUUAUAAGUACCUUGGAACACGAAUUCGGGUUGAUGGAACAGUUGGAGAGUACAAAUGGAUGACAUAUGGAGAAGCAGGUACUGCUCGGUCAGGGAUAGGUUCUGGCCUAAUGUAUCAUGGGAUACCAAAGGGAUCUAGCAUUGGGUUGUAUUUUAUCAACAGACCUGAGUGGCUCAUUGUUGAUCAUGCAUGCUCUGCAUAUUCCUACGUAUCAGUUCCUUUAUAUGAUACUCUUGGUCCAGAUGCUGUCAAGUAUAUUGUAAAUCAUGCCGUUGUUCAAGCUAUAUUUUGUGUGCCUCAAACAUUAAAUACUUUAUUGAGCUUCUUGUCAGACAUUCCAACUGUACAUUUAAUUGUGGUUGUUGGAGGGAUAGACGACCAAAUACCAUCUCUUCCACCAUCAACAGGAGUUAAGGUUGUAACAUACUCAAAGUUGCUUAGUCAGGGCCGCAGUAGCCUUCAGCCAUUUUGCCCACCACAACCUGAUGAUGUUGCAACAAUUUGCUAUACAAGUGGUACAACUGGGACUCCAAAGGGAGCUGUAUUAACGCAUGGAAAUUUGAUUGCAAAUGUUGCUGGGGCCAGUAUUGCUGUCAAAUUCUAUCCCUCAGAUAUUUACAUAUCAUAUCUUCCUUUGGCACACAUCUAUGAGCGGGCCAACCAGAUAGUGGUUGCAUAUUUUGGAGGUGCUGUUGGAUUCUACCAGGGGGAUAAUAUGAAACUAAUGGAUGAUAUGGCAGCUCUGAGACCUACUAUCUUUUGCAGUGUUCCAAGGCUUUAUAAUAGAAUUUAUGCUGGUAUAUUAAAUGCUGUAAAGACAUCUGGGGUGCUGAGGGAAAGGUUAUUUAAUGCUGCCUACAAUGCGAAGAAGCAAGCAAUAUUAAAUGGGAAAAAUCCCUCUCCCAUGUGGGACAAAUUGGUUUUCAAUAAGAUAAAAGAUAAGCUUGGAGGUCGAGUUCGUUUCAUGGCAUCGGGUGCCUCACCCCUGUCACCUGAUGUCAUGGACUUUCUAAAGAUCUGUUUUGGUUGUCCAGUAGUUGAAGGAUAUGGAAUGACUGAGACUUCUUGUGUUGUAAGUUCUAUGGAUGAGCAUGAUGUUCUAUCUGGUCAUGUGGGCUCUCCUAAUCCAGCUUGUGAAAUAAAACUUGUGGAUGUCCCAGAAAUGAACUACACAUCUGAGGAUGAACCCUAUCCCCGUGGUGAAAUUUGUGUGAGGGGUCCGAUUAUUUUCCGUGGCUAUCACAAAGAUGAAUUACAGACGAGGGAAGUAUUUGAUGAUGAUGGCUGGCUUCAUACUGGAGACAUUGGGUUGUGGCUACCAGGUGGUCGUCUAAAAAUUAUUGAUAGGAAGAAGAACAUUUUUAAGUUGGCACAGGGAGAGUACAUAGCUCCUGAGAAAAUUGAGAAUGUAUAUGCAAAGUGCAAGUUUGUUGCCCAAUGUUUUGUAUAUGGUGAUAGCUUAAAUUCAUCUUUGGUAGCAAUUGUCUCAGUGGACCCUGAUGUAUUGAAAGCAUGGGCUGCUUCGGAAGGAAUUAAGUAUGAAGAUUUAGGGCAGCUAUGCAACGAUCCAAGAGCAAGGGCUGCUGUAUUGGCUGAUAUGGAUGCUGUUGGAAGAGAAGCUCAGUUGAGAGGUUUUGAAUUUGCAAAAGCUGUGACCCUGGUGGUUGAACCAUUUACAAUGGAGAAUGGUUUGCUUACUCCAACAUUUAAGGUCAAGAGACCUCAAGCGAAGGAAUACUUUGCAAAAUCAAUUUCACAGAUGUAUGCGGAGAUCUCUUCUUCUGACCCCUCGCCCAGAAAGUAACUGUGAAGUGGGUUAUUGAAAAGGAGCUAGUAUAGAUGUUCAGUGGGGAAAAAAAAAUAAAAGAAAUGGAGAGAGACAGAGGAGAAGCAGCUAAAUAAACAUUCAAAUCAGAACAUUCUUGAUAGGGUGUGUUCAGCAGACUCUCUUGCUUUGAUACAUAAUUGGAGAUGACACAGCGGAAGGGGGGUCUCUGUCUAGUGUUUAUUCUAUUUUAUUUUUCUGGUUUCCAAAUUAAAUAAUUGAUUUCAAUUUGUUUACUACAGUGACCUCUGGACCAGAUGAUUUAAAAAUGUUAAUUUCUAAUGGAAAAAAAAAGAAAAAAAAAAAAAGAGAAGCCUGUAAAAUUUUAAUAUUUGAGAAUGGAUUUGGCCACACAUUUGUGUUUUA